GACUGAGUUUGGUGAUCAUAAAACAAAAUGUAUACUGUAUUUAAGUUUGUGGUACUUAUUUAUAUUCAGAUUAAAUUAUCAAAUACUCAAAACAUCAAUGGAUCUGGAGUUUGUGGCGUGAAACCAUUGAAAUGUUGUGCAGGCUACAGGAGGAAAGGAGAAGAAUGUGAAGAUUGCUUCCCUGGAACUUUUGAUACAAAUUGUAAAAGUACUUGUCCCAGUGGAUUUUAUGGAAUUCGUUGCAGCGAGAAGUGCAAGUGCUCAUCAUGUGACAAAAUUACUGGAACUUGUCAGACAAAUUACACAGACGAAGAUGAUGAUUGGACAAACGUCAUUUUACUUUCUUGUGGAACAACUGGGGUCUGCUUUGCAGUCGGCGUUUUAAUCUACUAUCAUAUGAGGAGAUCCAGACCUAUUAAAGAAUCAGACUGUUUUGGAGAAAAAGAAACACAAUCAGAAGUACGAGGAUCGAAUGAAACAUCGGUUCAACAUUCGUUUUCGGCAUGUGAAAGCAAUCAUAUAGACGCAAAAAAGUCCAAGAACUCAAAACUGAAUUAUCUUUCAGAAUGCCAUGAGAGUGAUGAAUCAUCAUCUUCAUCUGUAAAAGAGGUACAAUUGUCCUUUGAAUCAUUCAUUGUAAAACAAGGAGCGGAUAAUAUAUCAAUAAAUUCGGUAUACAAUCAUCUUAAUACUAGAGAUACUUUGCCCUAUAAUGAAUAUUAAUAAUAUAAACAUGAAAUAGUAAUUCGAAAUCAGAUAUCGAGCUUAAUGAAGAAAUUCAUACAGAGGCUCUGAAGA
This is a messenger RNA of Saccostrea cuccullata (small rock oyster), 798 nucleotides long. RefSeq lists its product as uncharacterized. The record is from RefSeq and is a predicted model, not a curated record. Bases 28 to 723 code for a protein of 231 amino acids. Lineage: Eukaryota; Metazoa; Mollusca; Bivalvia; Ostreida; Ostreidae. The transcript is spliced from 6 exons.